AUGUCGGGGUAUUUUCAGAGAGAGAGAUUACCAUGAGCUAAUCAUGAGCUGUUAUUAAAGAGCGCCAACAGUCUGAUGGGCUUUUCACUGGAGUAAAUCCAAUUGAUUGCUUUAAAACAGACCCACCCAUUUCUGUGUAUAUAGGCUGUUAACAGCAGCUUAUAUACACAGUUGGGUUGGCGCAGCAAGUCCAUCUCUCUGGCAGUGACAGGCAUAUUUUUGUCUUAAGGAGGAUAUCACUUGCUUGGCUUGCAGAGGUGCAACAAGUUGAGUUAAAAAGCCCAUCUGUAGGUCCGACUGGGGUAAACAUGGGAAACGACAACUCCAAGAACAAAGAGCUGAACAAGAAUACGAAAAGUUGCAAGAAGCAUGGAAAUGGCCUCUCUGCAAACGUCACAUCUAAUGGAUUGGAGGUUACUGGUAACGGUGACACCAUAGUCCAGCAAAAUGGCGAGCCCCUCUCUUUAAACCAUGCCCUAGAAUCGACUGAGUACAUGAUCGUCGAAUCAGACUGCAAACCUGCUGACGCUCCAGUUAUUUCUGAAAGCCAUGAACCCAUCAACCCGAAGGAAGAGGUCACGGAGAGUAAUGAAGAUCAAACAGACGUAAGUCUUCCUGCCACUGAUCCAAAGCCAGAGACAGCUAACCUAAAGCAAGAAACCAAAUCAUUAACGUCGCCAGAGAGUGUGACUCUAGACCCGGGUCCAGAGGAAGAAAAAGCUCCUGAAACUGACAACGGUAACGGUGAACCUGUGGAAAACCAAGAGGACGGUAACCCAGAAGAGAAUCCAGUUAUGAACUUCUUCAAAACACUAGUGACUACCAAAGUAACCAAAAAGGAAACAGCUACUCCUGAUGCCACAAAAGUCCAGUCCCAGAAGGAGAACCAACCAGCGGCAACCACUACUGUUGCACAAGUAUCUGAGCCGCCUGCAGCACCCAAAGGAAUGUCUAUCCCGCCACCGCCUCCUCCAGAGCCACCGAAAAUGGAAAUCAAGGGAGAACCAGCUGCCAAACCUGUCAAACCCACGCCAAAAGAAGAACCAAAAGCUGCCGCAAAGGAACCCGAGUCCUCAAAAGGAAAAUCAGCCAAAGAUACUCUGAGCAAGUUCUUCCGUUCAAAGCAGACAAUCAAGGAUGCAGCACCAGAGCCAGCAGUAGAAGUAGAGGUACAACCAGUUGUAGAAGUACAGGAGACACCAGUGGAAGAGCCAGAGCCAGUUGUUGUAGAAGUCAAGAGUGAAACUAAUGUUGAACCCCCUGAGACAGCAGAGGAGGUGGCACAGCCAGUUGUAGAGGAGCAGAUGGUGGAAGAGGUACCACAGCCAGUGGUAGAAGAUGAGAAGGUGGAUCCCUCAAAAGCCAGCACUCUGGAGGCCGCUGCGAAGCCAGAACCGCCACCGCCUGUUCAGGAAGAAAAGAAAACAGCCUCAAAAUCAGCCUUCUUUUCUCUCUUCAAGCCUAAAGUACUGUUAGACCACAUGACCACAAAAGUCCAGGCAGCCUCCACAAGUGGAGUUCGGCUCCUCAGGAGAACAACCGGACUGGCUGCCGAUCCCAAGAAGGCGACCCCUGCCCCGGCUGCAGCAGCAGCAGAGACAGUUAAAGCCAAGGAGGAACCCAAAGCAGCAGCCAAGUCAUCAGAGGCGGUUGUAGAUAACAAACCAGCUUCAGUGGCCUCCCAAGCUGGAGACGAUGCAGCCAAUAUGCCCAAGAAACUGGAGAAGAGGAACUCCAUCCAGCUGUUCUUUAAAAUUCUGGGUCAGAAACGUAACUCGACAGAUGCCGGGGUCCAGACAGAGCCAGCCGUUGCUGCUCCAGCAGCUGAGAAGGCCAAAUGAAACCAAAACAAACAGUGAAGUUUCCCUGUACAGACUCCUUUUCUGUUUCUUGCUCUUACUCAAUCUUUAUGUAUCUCUCUGUCUCAUUUCCCCUUUCAACCCUUAUUGAAGUACUUUAACUACAUUUUUUUGUUUCUGUUUAGAAGUUACAAUAUAAGGAAAAGUGACUGGAAGGGUAAAAGCAAGUUGAGAGAAAGACGGACAGUGGGCAGGUAGUUGAACAAGUGGUGAUUUGAAACAGUCAAAGGUGAGGUUGUUGAGAUAUACAUAUAUUUUUGGGGUAAUAUACAUGUCUUGACAAGUAUAGCAAUAUGAGUGUGAAACCUUUUCUACAGACAUUUAAUGUGACUUCUCUCUGUUCUUGUGACCUAACACACACUGGGCUUAUAUGCAAUAGAUGGUUCCAUGCUUUGCUUUUAGCAACUAGUUUGUCGAAAACAUUUAAAAACACAUGUUCUGUUUUUCAAUUCAUUCAAGAAAAAUCACACAGUUGUGGCAAUGCAGAGGUUAAUAUGAAAUUACAUUGAAAAAAGUCCUUAAAUCUAUAUGACAUUAAAAUUCCCAGCUCUUAAUAGAGCUGAUAAGCGGAGCAUAUUCAUAUAACACACUGCACUUACAGAUUUUUUAACUUUGCUAUAUAUAGACUGAAGCACAUGCGUACAUAGACUAACUGUCAUGUAUUUGGCCAUAUGGGAAAAUCACAAUCUUUACUGUUCUGUGGGGAACUGAUUGUAAGUUUAACAAAUGCAUCUGAGGUGUUAAAAUGGUGUCGUUGUGCAAAUGUGUCCUUGUGGUACGUUUUGCAGUAGUCAUAAAUCACAGACGAUUAGCUUUUAAUUUGAUUGCAGCACUUUCUGUCAUGUGAUUUAAUGGAAGUCUUAUGGUGUCAGUCAUUUGUGUUUGGCAUAACGUGCAAUUAAUAUCAUGCUUUUGUUUGCCUAUAUGUAUGUAUGUAUGUAACUUCAGCUAUCUUGAAGACAAUAAAUACUGUAUGUUCAC
Molecule: messenger RNA, 2840 nt
Organism: Sebastes umbrosus (honeycomb rockfish)
Lineage: Eukaryota; Metazoa; Chordata; Actinopteri; Perciformes; Sebastidae
Gene: bcas1
Product: brain enriched myelin associated protein 1
Exons: 16
Coding region: 309-1841 (510 amino acids)
Biological process (GO): myelination
Source: RefSeq, a predicted model, not a curated record